Molecule: messenger RNA, 2777 nt
Organism: Colletotrichum destructivum
Lineage: Eukaryota; Fungi; Ascomycota; Sordariomycetes; Glomerellales; Glomerellaceae
Exons: 3
Coding region: 83-2233 (716 amino acids)
Source: RefSeq, a predicted model, not a curated record
AGACACUAUACCUCAUUCAUCACACUCUUCGUUCAAGCGAAGACCGUGGCUGAGACGCGUUGGCAGCCUAAAUCCAGCCCCCAUGUUCUCCCGGUCGCCGUCGCUGUUGCGCAUCCCCUCUUGGUACAGCCAUCAUCGUCGUAUGUUGCUUCGGCCGAAUCCUCGCUUUCUGAGCUCAAUUGACGGACAACAUACCAAGGCACUGCCAGCGCGACUCGACAUGACAGAAACAUUGACCGUUCCGCAAAGGCUGGCCCUCGCCAAAUGGGCUCAUAGCUUGGGCGACAUCACACCCACGCUUCCUCGUGCCGCCGAAUGGGUACAGGAAUACUUCGGAAAGAAGGUAUCCGAUGCCGCGAUUCGAUCAGCCCUGGAGCGGGCCAAUCUGCCUGGGGUUUUUCAUCCCUACGAUGACGGCGAGAUCGGGCCCCUCAUCCGCCUAGGCUUCGGCAGAUACCUUGCGGACAUGCCCGCCGGCGCGUUCCCCACAGCCGUAGCAACAUGGCGCGCGUUGACCCUGACCUACUUGGAACUGGCGAUGCUGUGGUUUAUCGAGCAGAUCACCAACAAGCCCAACUGGCAUGUCAAGGUCUUCAACGACGACAUCGUUUCCAAGUGGAAGACUGAAGUCAUGGCCGUCGAUUGGGCCGCCGUCGACCUCGAACAUGCUCACUUUGACGACGCCAUGUUCAACUGGUGCCUCGCUGAGCUCCGCGAGAAAGCCAAGCUUUAUGAGGCUACCGGCUUGGUCCCCGUCUUCGAUGUCAGCACCGCUGUCGUCAAGUCCGACAAUGUCAUUCCUCCAGAGGUCAAGGAGGAGCUCAAAAAGGGUGUGGCCCUUCUCGAAGACGUCCAAGAGCACGAAAAGGACUGGCAUCCUGGCAGUGACGGUAAGGUUCUCGACCUGGUCCACCCUUCCCUCUGGCCACUUGUCUACGGCCUUUCUCGCAUCGUUCCCGACCAACGCAUACCUCUUGAGAAUAUUACGGAGACCUGCGGCACAGGUCAGACCAUCCCGGCGCUGGCCGAGUUGAAGUUUGUCGAGCCCAUGUGGGAAACGCACCGCACCACCAAGGGCCUCUGGUCAACCAAGUUCCAGUGGCUCCCGUGCGACGUUGACAUCGAAGAGGGCAAGCCCAAAAUCAGGAGUUACAUCAACAACCUUCACCCCCAGCACCACGCCGGUCUCUACACCACUAUCGAGAAGGUCAUUGAAAAGACCCUUCCACUCUGGGAUGUUGUUUACAGAUGGCACAAAGACUUUGAGUACCUCCGCAUCCCCUGCAGCAGAGCCGUAAGAGACUGUCAAGCUGGGUGUUCCGGAUGCUGCGACCCCGAAAACCGACCGCAGGAGCCGGAUGAGAACGAGCGUGAUAUGGAUAACUAUGACGAUAAUUGGGAUGAGGAUCAUGACGGGCCCGAGUCACUCACAUGGCGACGAGAUCAGAACUGGUUUAAGGAAACUCAUCCCGUCGUGAAACCCGACGUCCCUGAAUACAGACCGAUGCGCCUCCGGCCCGAGGACGUCAAUCUCGAGAGCGGCUUCUUCCAUGCCGCUGACCGCAUUCAGGUCAUCGUCAAGCUCGCCAACAUCCACCUCACGCCAGACAAGCCGACUUACGAUGGUGGCUCCUGGCACAUCGAGGGUCAGCUCAAUGAGCACAUAUGCGCCACGGCGCUGUACUACUAUGAUAGCGACAACAUCACCGAGAGCCGCCUUGACUUCCGCACCAACGCCAACGGCGAGGCGCUCGACGAGGAGCUGGAAUACGUGCAAGAGGAUCACUACGCCAUCAGCCGCGUCUUUAAGAUCAGCUCGUACCACGAAACAAUGCAGGACCUCGGCGGCGUGCUCACGCGCGAAGACCGUUUGCUCGCCUUCCCCAACGUCUACCAGCACCGCGUGACGCCGUUCGAGCUUGCCGACAAGACGCGCCCGGGUCAUCGCAAGAUCCUGGCGCUGUUCCUCGUGGACCCGGCCAUGCCCGUCAUCAGCACGGCGAAUGUUCCGCCUCAGCGGAGGGACUGGUGGAAAGAAGGCGUGGCGCCGGACAACCGCAUCGGGCCGCUGCCGGCCGAGGUGGCCGAGAUGGUGUUCGACAACAUGGAGUUCCCCAUCGGGCUCAAGCGGGCCAAGGAGAUCAGGGAGGAGCUGAUGUCGGAGAGGAAGGCGAUCGACACGCGAGCCAUGUUCAGGACUGAGAGAGACACUUGGAACUUUUGUGAACACUGAGCGUCGUUGACUGGUUGCUAUUCUCUCACUGUAUUGGAAUCGAGUUCUGCGCGUGAGGCAUCCGGAGUCUUCAGAUGAUGGGCUAGCAUCAAACCAGUAUGGAAGACGUCGAUCACGAUAUGAGGUAUGCUAUGCAUGAGUAGAACAGGAUUGUCUCAGCUCUGGCAUGCCUAACGUCGGGCAAGGUGGGAAGGAUACGUCACACAAAUUCCGCCUCGCCGAGUGACCGCCGCCCCAGGUGCUAUCCGUCGGUGGGCUCCAGUUCUUGCUCGAGUCACAAAAUAGCAUCUCUGUCGCACAGGAGCUUGGGAUUCAAAGACCGCAGUGUAGGAGGGAAACCGGUGUUGCCGCAGCGGUCUCAGAUCGAUGUUUGACGUUGCACCCGCAGCCCAACCCACAGGAUGAUCGAUACAUGUCCUACAGGAAAUCCAAAUCAAGUAACAGAGACAUUGAAAGGCAUUUUCUCGCCGCCAAGUUGAGACGCUGUGUUCGAGAUAUUGUGGGGAGACCAACUAUCCGAAAGGCGCUACAACGUAUGAUGACU